Messenger RNA from Momordica charantia (bitter melon), 1398 nucleotides. The record is from RefSeq and is a predicted model, not a curated record. Lineage: Eukaryota; Viridiplantae; Streptophyta; Magnoliopsida; Cucurbitales; Cucurbitaceae.
ACAUUUUGUAGUACUAUUUCAGUAGCCUCAACCAUUGGGCUAGCUUCUAAUACAUUUUUUUUUUAUCCACAAGAAUCAAUGAAAUGGUGACAGUGAUAUUACAAAUCAAUAAAUGGCAUGCUUUAAACUCAUCUUUACCAUGGUAAAUCAUCACUACACUUAACAAUAUUCCAGCAUGUGUUUUUAUCUGCUUGGGAACAAAAUUUAGAAUCAUUUCUCUACAGGUACAACAAUAGGUAAGAAGAAGAUCAUUUGGCGCGACCUCAAAUUUGUCAUCUCCUUCAUGUACGGCUGCUGGGAAGAUCUUCRUGCAGUUGCUGGAAGAUUACCUUUAACAAAGAAUCUUUACUUUCCAAGAUCUGGCUUUUUUAGCCUUUMCCCUGCAUUAUUUUGUUCAUAAAUGGCUACCAAAUCUUGAUCAGUAAAAAGGAAAAUCCAUAACUUCUUUAAAAUUGGAUAAGCCCAAGUUCUCUAUCUCCAACUAAGCAGAUGCUCCAAAAUGAGUUAUGCCAAGACAAGUUCAAGGAAAGGGAGAGAGAAACAGAAUAAAAGUACAAAGAUGGCAUGGCUGGUACCACUGUUGUGGUUCAAAUAUCAUGAAAAUGAACCAUAAAUGCCAAAUAAGAAGCCUGAGCCUUUGACAAAUGCUAAUUCCAAUAUUCUGAAUGGAUAAAAGCAGAAGAAAUGACUCCAAAARUUCACCUACCUAUCUCUUCUCAUACAUACUUCCAAAGAUUUACUUAUAACUUGGGUUUGUGCAUUAAACUGUCUCUACAUUUUCCAUGAGACUCCACCUUGUCAUCAUCAAAUAUCAAGUAUCAGGAAGGGUAUUUUGGAAAUCUGCUUACACAGCUUCCUGAAAGUUAUAUUCCUCUCUGCUGUGGUAUUCAAUCUCAAUACCAAAAGARAAACCAGGKAAAGAUUCUGAUAUUCCAACUUGCAGAAAAAUGAACAGACAACCCCAUGACAUGAAAUCUCACCUCAGUAUAAAUAGAGCACAAUGGGAGCUUCAAACUCAUUAACARCCAAAAACAAAAACUUCCUUCUUAACAGAGAGACUACAUUUCCAAGAGCCAUGGACAUGAAUGCRGUGCAAGGAAUGGUAGCUGAGAGGCCMGUAGUGAUCUUCAGCAGAAGCCAAUGCUCAAUGAGCUACACWAUAAAGUCACUCAUAUCAAGCUUUGGGGCUAACCCUACUGUGUAUGAACUUGAUGAGAUACCCAAUGGGAACCAUAUUGAGUCACUGCUGCUUCAACUAGGAUGCCAGCCAUGUGUGCCUGCAGUGUUCAUAGGGCAGAAGUUAAUUGGUGGAGCCAGAGAGGUGAUGAGCCUGCAGGUCAGGAAUGAGCUUAUGCCAUUGCUCAUGAGUGCCAGAGCUAUAUGGGUUUGAAACAAAAG